UCCUGUCAGCUGAUUGGUCAGUCUGUGUUGCUUUUCCCGCCCCUGCUAGGUGAGCCCUCCCUCUCCUCGUGCCUCCCAGAAGCUUCCAGGUGGUUGUUGUCCGGCUCGCGCUGUGAGAAUGAUCGGUCAGCAGGUGUUAGUGCUCAACCAGAACGUGAAGAGAGAGUCUGGACGGAAAGUCCAGACCGGGAACAUCAAUGCUGCAAAGACCAUUGCAGAUGUGAUCAGGACCUGCCUCGGCCCCCGGGCCAUGAUGAAGAUGUUGCUCGACCCCACAGGAGGAAUUGUGAUGACAAACGAUGGAAACGCCAUCCUCAGAGAGAUCCAGGUUCAGCAUCCCGCAGCCAAGUCCAUGAUAGAGAUCAGUCGCACACAGGAUGAGGAGGUGGGAGACGGGACCACGUCUGUCAUCAUACUGGCGGGAGAGAUGUUGUCUGUAGCGGAGCAGUUCCUGGAGCAGCAGAUGCAUCCGACCGUCGUCAUCAGCGCCUACAGACAGGCUCUGGAGGACAUGUUGGAGACUCUGAAGGAGAUCAGCACCCCUGUGGACACAGCAGACCGCUCCAUGAUGCUGAAGAUCGUCCACUCUGCGAUCAACACCAAGGCUCUGAGCCGCUGGUCAGAGCUGGCCUGUGGCAUCGCUCUGGACGCUGUCCGCACCGUCGAGCUCGAUGACAACGGACGCAAAGAGAUCGACAUCAAGAAGUACGCCAAAGUGGAGAAGGUUCCAGGAGGGAUCAUUGAGGACUCAUGCGUCCUCAGAGGAGUGAUGGUCAACAAAGACGUGACUCAUCCCAGGAUGAGACGCAUGAUCCGAGAGCCGCGCAUCGUCCUGCUCGACUGCUCCCUAGAGUACAAGAAGGGCGAGAGCCAGACGGACAUAGAGAUCAGUAAGGAGGAGGACUUUGCUCGGAUCCUGCAGAUGGAGGAGGAGUACAUCCAGCAGAUCUGUGAGGACAUCAUCCGCAUCAAACCAGACCUGGUCUUCACUGAGAAAGGCAUCUCAGACCUGGCUCAGCACUACCUGGUGAAGGCGAACAUCACAGCGAUCCGCAGAGUGAGGAAGACUGACAACAACCGCAUCGCCAGGGCGUGCGGAGCUCGUAUCGUCAGUCGGACCGACGAGCUGCGUGAGGAGGACGUGGGCGUGGGGGCAGGGCUGUUCGAGGUGAAGAAGAUCGGAGACGAAUAUUUCACCUUCGUCACCGAGUGUAAAGAUCCUAAAGCCUGCACCAUCCUGCUGAGGGGGGCGAGCAAGGAGAUCCUGGCUGAGGUGGAGAGGAACCUUCAGGACGCCAUGCAAGUGUGUCGUAACGUGCUGUUGGACCCCUUCCUGUUGCCGGGCGGAGGCGCCGUGGAGAUGGCAGUGUCAAAGCGUCUGACGGAGCGAUCCCGCGCUCUGACUGGCAUCGAACAGUGGCCGUACCGUGCUGUGGCCCAGGCCCUGGAGGUCAUACCCCGGACCCUGAUCCAGAACUGUGGAGCCUCCACCAUCAGAGUCCUGACCUCACUUCGGGCCAAACACACUCAGGAGAACAGUGUGUGUUGGGGCGUCGACGGAGAAACUGGAGCUCUGUCCGAUAUGUCAUCUCUGGGGAUCUGGGAGCCACUUGCUGUCAAAGCUCAGACCUACAAGACCGCCGUCGAGACGGCCAUCUUGUUGCUGAGAAUCGAUGACAUCGUCUCCGGUCACAAGAAGAAAGACAAAGACGAGCAGAUGGGAGGACAGGGAGCCGAGUAGAUCCACAUCGGUCCUGAUUGAUCCUGAUCGAUCCUGAUCAGUCCAUGUUGAUACAGAUCUCCAUCAGAGUCACUCUGGCAGUCUGUGUGUUUGUGUGUGUAUGUGGGGACCAGACUCACUGAAACUUAAUUCAAGCUGUCAAUAAAGUUUAAGUUAGAAACCUGA
Molecule: messenger RNA, 1906 nt
Organism: Lates calcarifer (barramundi perch)
Lineage: Eukaryota; Metazoa; Chordata; Actinopteri; Centropomidae
Gene: cct3
Product: chaperonin containing TCP1, subunit 3 (gamma)
Exons: 14
Coding region: 119-1741 (540 amino acids)
Biological process (GO): protein folding
Cellular component (GO): chaperonin-containing T-complex
Molecular function (GO): ATP hydrolysis activity; ATP binding; ATP-dependent protein folding chaperone
Source: RefSeq, a predicted model, not a curated record